CCCGAGCUGCUGACCGACGACGAUUAUAAACAUGUGACUGCAUGUGUGGUCGCUCACUUACUGCUACACCUGCCGGGAUAAUAAUAGGUCUCUGCUCCAGCUCUCUGAUAACUGCUGAGGGAAGAAGAUGGAUACCACGGACCAAGGUGCUCAGAUAGAGCCGCUGCUACCGACGGUAAAGAGCAUUGACAAAAACUAUGAUAUCAGGAAUGACGACGAGGCUGUGGUGGACAGAGGAGGAACCCGAUCCCAACAGGGAACCAACUUUGAGAAGGAAGAUCUAGAAGGCCACAGGACUCUCUACAUCGGGGUUCAUGUCCCUUUGGGCAGUACCAGGCACCGCAGCCAUCGCAGGCACCGUCACCAUGGAAACAAACACAAGAAGAGGACCAGUGACCGGGCCCUCACCUUGGUGGAGGGUAGAGAAUCUCCUGUUUAUGACACUCCCUCCCAGAGAGUGCAGUUCCUGCUGGGUACUGAGGAUGAUGAUGAGGAGCAUAUUCCUCAUGACCUCUUCACUGAGAUGGAUGAAAUCUGUGUGAGGGAUGGAGAGGAUCCUGAGUGGAGGGAAAGUGCCAGGUGGCUGAAGUUCGAGGAGGAUGUUGAGGACGGAGGGGAGCGAUGGAGUAAGCCCUAUGUAGCCACUCUGUCUCUGCACAGCCUGUUUGAGCUGCGAAGCUGCAUUAUCAACAGCACUGUGCUGCUUGACAUGAGGGCUAAUACCAUAGAAGAGAUUGCCGACAUGAUCUUGGACCACCAGGAGCUAUACUCACCACUGGGAGAUGAUCUUAGAAAGAAAGUACGUGAAACACUGCUGAAGCAGCACCAUCACCAGAACCAGAAGAAGCUGGCUAAUCGCCUGCCAAUUGUGCGCUCCUUUGCUGACAUGGGUCGGCGGACAUCGGAGCUCCACCUGGACAAGAAUGGUCAGAUGUCAUCCUCCCAGUCUCAGUUAGCUGGUUCAGAUGGGAAAGUUGACGCCAGUCGAGAGAACAGUUCUGUGGACUUCAGCAAGAUUGACCUUCAUUUCAUGAAAAAGAUCCCCCCGGGGGCUGAGGCGUGUAAUGUCUUAGUAGGAGAGCUGGAAUGUCUGAACAAGCCGGUGGUGGCAUUUGUCCGCCUUUCACCGGCGGUCCUGCUCAGUGGGCUGACUGAAGUCCCCAUCGCUACAAGGUUUUUGUUUAUUCUUUUAGGGCCAAUGGGGAGAGGCUCUCAGUAUCAUGAGAUUGGGAGGUCCAUUGCAACACUUAUGACAGAUGAUGUUUUCCAUGAUGUUGCCUACAAAGCUAAAGACCGCAAUGAUCUGAUUGCUGGGAUUGAUGAAUUCCUCGAUCAAGUGACAGUCCUGCCUCCAGGAGAAUGGGACCCAUCCAUACGGAUAGAGCCUCCAAAAAAUGUACCUUCUCAGGAGAAGAGGAAGAAAAGUAACAUUUUACCAAACGGAUUAGUAGAAGGUGAUGAUGAAGAGGAGGAAGGUGGCCAUGGGGGUCCAGAACUGCAGCGUACAGGAAGGUGGUUCGGUGGUCUAUUUUUAGACAUCAAGCGCAAGGCACCCCACUACCUGUCCGACUACACUGAUGCUUUAAGCUUACAGUGUGUGGCCUCUUUCCUCUUCCUCUACUGUGCCUGCAUGUCCCCUGUCAUCACCUUUGGAGGACUACUGGGCGAGGCAACAGAAGGACGCAUAAGUGCAAUUGAGUCGCUGUUUGGAGCCUCGCUGACUGGAAUAGCCUAUUCCCUGUUCGCCGGGCAGCCCCUCACCAUUCUCGGCAGCACCGGGCCAGUGCUUGUAUUUGAAAAGAUAUUGUUCAAAUUCUGCAAGGAGUAUGGCUUGUCCUAUCUGUCACUCAGAACCUGUAUUGGUCUGUGGACAGCUUUCCUCUGUAUCGUACUGGUGGCUACAGAUGCCAGUUCCCUCGUUUGUUACAUCACACGUUUCACAGAGGAAGCCUUCGCCUCACUCAUCUGCAUCAUCUUCAUCUACGAAGCCUUGGAGAAACUCAUCCACCUUGGAGACCACUAUCCCUUCAACAAGAACAACAACCUGGACAAACUCACCAUGUACUCAUGUUCAUGCGUUGAGCCUUCUGACCCCACCAAUGGUACCCUGAAAUAUUGGGAGCUCAAUAAUGUCACUGCCUCAGAAAUCUACUGGGAAGCACUGGAGGCCAAGGAUUGUAUUGAGAAGCGCGGGGAGUUUGUGGGCAGUGCCUGCGGCCCUCAUGGACCCUACGUUCCUGAUGUCCUCUUCUGGUGUGUCAUUCUCUUCUUUUCCACCGUCAUCAUGUCCGCUUUCCUCAAGGACUUCAAGUUCAGUAAUUACUUUCCCACAAAGGUGAGGUCCAUCAUCAGUGACUUUGCUGUUUGCUUCACCAUCCUUACCAUGGUCUUAGUCGACUAUGCCUUAGGGAUCCCCUCUCCAAAACUAAAGGUUCCCAGUGUGUUUAAGCCAACCAGAGAUGAUCGAGGUUGGUUCAUCAACCCACUGGGGCCCAACCCCUGGUGGACCGCCGUCAUUACGGUGGUCCCAGCUCUGCUUUGUACCAUCCUCAUCUUCAUGGACCAGCAGAUCACAGCUGUCAUCAUCAACAGGAAAGAACACAAACUCAAGAAAGGUUGUGGGUACCACCUGGAUCUGUUCAUGGUGGGGGUGAUGCUCGGUGUGUGCUCUUUGAUGGGCUUGCCCUGGUUCGUAGCAGCCACCGUUUUGUCUAUCACCCACGUCAACAGCCUGAAGCUUGAGUCAGAGUGCUCGGCUCCCGGCGAACAGCCCAAGUUCCUCGGCAUCAGAGAGCAACGCGUCACUGGCCUCAUGAUCUUCACCCUCAUGGGAUGCUCUGUCUUCAUGACAUCUGUGCUGAAGUUUAUUCCUAUGCCCGUGUUGUAUGGAGUGUUCCUGUACAUGGGAGCAUCUUCUCUCAAAGGCAUUCAGUUCUUUGACCGCCUGACACUGUUUGGUAUGCCAGCAAAGCAUCAGCCAGACUUCAUCUAUCUACGACAUGUACCCCUGAGGAAGGUGCACCUCUUCACCAUUAUCCAGCUCAGCUGUUUGAUUAUGCUCUGGGUCAUCAAGACCUCCAAGGCUGCCAUUGUUUUUCCCAUGAUGGUACUGGCUCUGGUGUUCAUCCGGAAGCUCAUGGACUGUUUCUUUACCAAGAGAGAGAUGAGCUGGCUGGAUGACCUCAUGCCAGAGAGUAAGAAAAAGAAGCUUGAGGACGCUGAAGAGGAAGAGGAGCAGAGUAUACUGGCGGAAGAUGAGGCAGUAGUGCAAGUGCCAUUAGAAGGGUACAAAGGAAUACCCAUCAUCAAUAUCACAGAUGAAAUGUCAAAAGGUUCUUUUGGAAAUACUUGGACAGCAACCUAAGACAUUUGAGAAAGACCUCAAA
Messenger RNA from Morone saxatilis (striped sea-bass), 3386 nucleotides. RefSeq names its product solute carrier family 4 member 10b (gene slc4a10b). Gene Ontology annotation, cellular component: plasma membrane; basolateral plasma membrane. Gene Ontology annotation, biological process: bicarbonate transport; transmembrane transport; monoatomic anion transport. Bases 128 to 3364 code for a protein of 1078 amino acids. NCBI's taxonomy places the organism in Eukaryota, Metazoa, Chordata, Actinopteri, Moronidae. The transcript has 25 exons. Gene Ontology annotation, molecular function: monoatomic anion transmembrane transporter activity; sodium:bicarbonate symporter activity; solute:inorganic anion antiporter activity. The record is from RefSeq and is a predicted model, not a curated record.